Molecule: messenger RNA, 1417 nt
Organism: Gymnogyps californianus (California condor)
Lineage: Eukaryota; Metazoa; Chordata; Aves; Accipitriformes; Cathartidae
Gene: CEBPB
Product: CCAAT enhancer binding protein beta
Biological process (GO): regulation of transcription by RNA polymerase II; regulation of cell differentiation; DNA-templated transcription
Molecular function (GO): RNA polymerase II cis-regulatory region sequence-specific DNA binding; DNA-binding transcription factor activity, RNA polymerase II-specific
Source: RefSeq, a predicted model, not a curated record
CCGCCGCAGCACCCGGAGCGGUGAAGCCCCGCCGCGCCGCAGGAACUGAUCCAGCCCAGGUGGGCAGCGCAGCCGGGGGCCGUGCCCAGCGCCAGAGACUGAGGCAGGGUCUGGAGCCCCCCCACCCCCCCCACCCCGACGGCGGCAGCUUGAUCCUCUGCCGGGGGGGCCCCCCUGCGUCGUUUUCUCCUCCCCGCAUCCCCCUUUGCUUUCAUGCAACGCCUGGUGGCCUGGGACGCAGCAUGCCUCCCCAUCCAGCCGCCCGCCUUUAAAUCCAUGGAAGUGGCUAAUUUCUAUUACGAGGCGGACUGUCUGGCUGCUCUCAACAAGCUGCACCCGCGGGCGGCCGGGGGCCGCUCCAUGACCGAGCUCACCGUAGGGGACCACGAGAGAGCCAUCGACUUCAGCCCCUACCUGGACCCCUUAGCAUCCCAGCAGCCGGCGCAGCCGCCUCCUCCCGCAGCAGCAGCAGGGGGCAACUUUGAGCCUCCCUGCAGCAGCGGCGGUGGCCAAGAUUUCCUUUCCGAUCUCUUCGCCGAGGACUAUAAAGGCAGCGGCGGGAGCAAGAAGCCCGACUACACCUACAUCAGCCUCGCCCGGCACAGCCACCCCUGCGCCAGCCAGAGCCACAAGCCGGGAGGGCUGCCGGGCUGCUUCCCGCCCCAGAUCGUGGAAACCAAAGUGGAGCCGGUCUUCGAGACCCUGGACUCUUGCAAAGGGCCCCGUAAGGAAGAAGGGGGAGCCGGGCCGGGACCGGGGGGCAUGUCCUCACCCUACGGCAGCACCGUGCGCUCCUACCUGGGUUACCAGUCGGUGCCGAGCGGCAGCAGCGGGAACCUGUCCACCUCGUCCUCCUCCAGCCCCCCGGCACCCCCAACCCCUCCGAGUCCUCCAAGUCCGCCGCCGCCGGCGGGGGCUACUCCGCGCCCCCGGCGCAAGAACAAGCCCAAGAAGUGCGUGGACAAGCACAGCGACGAGUACAAGCUCCGCCGGGAGAGGAACAACAUCGCGGUGCGCAAGAGCCGCGACAAAGCGAAAAUGCGCAACCUGGAGACGCAGCACAAAGUCUUGGAACUGACGGCCGAGAACGAGCGGCUGCAGAAGAAGGUGGAGCAGCUCUCCCGGGAGCUGAGCACCCUCAGGAACUUGUUCAAACAGCUGCCCGAGCCCCUGCUCGCCUCCUCGCCUCGCUGCUGACCCCCGGCCGGGCCGCGGGGCGAGCGGAGCCGCCAGCUCCCUGCCCUGCUCAGCGCUGCUCCCGGGCCGGGGCGAGGGGAGAGCCCGGGGGGCGGGUGGGUUGGUUGGUUGAAUUUUUGUUUUGUUUUGUUUUGUCUUUAUUUACGUGUUGGCGGAAGGCCCCCGCCGCCGCGCGGGACCUCACCGGGGGCCGGGGGCUGUCAGCGGGGCGGCGCGGCGC